AUCAUCCCGGACCCUUUUAAUUGACGGACAACAACAAGACGGGCCAGCUGAGAGCUAGCGUUACCGGUCACAACUUUGUUAAUUAGUGAAAAUACAUUAGUUGUCAUUCGGACCCCUGUGGUUAAAGGGUUUCAGUGGACGGAUAAAUGUCUGAUGCAUCAGAACUCCCUGAUAGUCAAGAAGAGGAGGAGGUUUCACUGGAACCAGAGGACCAAUCCGACGACAGCAGUGGGGAAGAGGCAGCAGGAGACACAGAAAUGGACUUUCUACGUAACCUUUUCUCAAGCACUCUGGGCCUCGGCACAACUGAAAAAGUUCUGGAUGACUUGACUCUAGAAGGAGUGGCUCAAUACAUAAAGAGUGGCAAAUGUAAGAACAUCCUCUGCAUGGUUGGAGCAGGAAUAUCCACAUCCGCUGGAAUCCCUGAUUUCCGUUCACCAGGAACGGGCCUGUAUGCAAACCUGCAGAAAUAUAACCUUCCUCACCCAGAGGCCAUCUUCCAGAUCGAUUACUUUAAGAAACAUCCAGAGCCAUUCUUUGCCUUGGCCAAGGAGCUUUACCCAGGACAGUUCAAGCCAACAAUCUGUCACUACUUCAUGAAGAUGCUAAAGGACAAGGGGCUCCUGAAACGCUGCUACACACAGAAUAUCGACACACUGGAGCGAGUGGCUGGGCUCGAAGGAGAUGAUCUAAUCGAAGCUCAUGGAACGUUUUACACAUCCCACUGUGUCAGUUUCUGUUGCCGUCAGGAAUACAACCUGGACUGGAUGAAAGAAAAGAUCUUUUCUGAUGACAUUCCGAGAUGUGACAAGUGCAGCAGUUUGGUCAAACCAGAUAUCGUCUUCUUUGGAGAGAGUUUGCCUGUCCGGUUCUUCACUUCAAUGAAGAUGGACUUUCCUCAAUGUGAUCUUCUCAUCGUCAUGGGGACCUCUCUGCAAGUCCAGCCAUUUGCAGGUCUGGUGGGCAGGGUCUCAAAAAGUUGUCCCAGACUGCUCAUUAACAUGGAGAAGGCCGGGCAGGCUGACCCUCUGUUUGGGUUGCUUGGUUUUGGAGGCGGGAUGGACUUUGACUCAGACAAGGCGUACAGAGACGUAGCUCACAUCAGUACAUGUGAUGAAGGCUGUUUGGCUCUAGCUGACCUGCUGGGAUGGAAGGUGGAGCUGGAAGAAAUGGUGAAGCAGGACCACGCCAAGAUCGAUAGUCAGGACCAAAAGGAAAAGGCCAGCGAGGACAGCAAAGCUGCAGCCAAGACGAGCUCUGCAUCAGUGGCUCCAGAACCAGAGAAAAAGGAAGAGUAACUCAUUCUGAAUCUCCCUUUUUAUUCAAAGCUACUGUACUGAUGUUGCUGUGUGGAAGUUGCCCUUAGAGGCAGUUUCGGAUUGGUUUCUGUUUGACGUUUGAGAAUUGAUGCUGUAUUUUUUUUUAUUUGCAAACAUUUGAUUCCUCUUAACAACGUCACAUGACGUCUUUCAUCCCUGUGUUUUAUGCUUUUGUUUAUAUCAGUUACUUGCACUUUACUGACAUUACUAUAUAUUUGCAUCAUGCAAAAAAGUAUAGUGUAACAUGUGAAACCAUUAGUCGAGAUACUUCUAUUUUGCUUUUGUUUAAAAUAUCAUGAACAUUUUUGUCACUCUAGCUCUCGUCCCUGAUUCCAGUUUAUUAACCCUUAAAAGAUAAACCAGGCUGUUGUGUAUUGAAUCGCUCAUGCAAUUAUUACAUAGAUGAAAGUAAUAAAUUCCGGAAAGGGGAUUUUUGACUAAUAUUUCUCUUCAUGUGGCGCUCUGCUCCUGUUUGAACUGAUUUCUGUUAUUUUUUUAAUACAAUGUUUUGAGAUGUUUAUGGGGGGGUAAAUUAUGAUCUCUUCAUAUAAUAAAACUGCAAACUUCACAUGAUGCACAAAAUAUAAUCAUAGCUUUGCUCCCUCUGUUGUCAGGACUACAGUUGGUUGGGAGUAGAUUUUCCUUUUAAAUCUUUGGUGAUAGACGAAAUGCUAGUGAGGAUAAAUAGACAUGUUUUUUUUACAAGAAUGUUUAAUUUAAAAUAAGAAAAUUAAACAGUUUCAUAGACAAGUGAAGUGGAAACAAAUUAUAGUGAUCAUGUCUGCCUGAAUCAGCUUCAUUGCUAUAAGCAGAUGGUUAUUAUAACCCAAGUUUAUUUAUUUUUUCCUUCUUUCUCAUGCAAAUCAACAGGAAGCUUGAUUAUUGUGAGGGACUUAUUUAAAGAGCAUCUGUAUCGAAUGAUCCUGUCCCAGGCUCUUUGGUCUCUAUAGUUGGUUUCCACGGUAUUUGGGAUAUUUGUAAGAGAAUGAAUUGUUCCAGUGUAGCAUAUUGAAAUACAGGGGUGGGCACAGUAGCAUGAACAUCUGUACAAUAUUAAGGAAACCAAUACAAAAGUCCUGCAAUAAAUUUACAAUUGUAAACCUGA
Molecule: messenger RNA, 2424 nt
Organism: Platichthys flesus (European flounder)
Lineage: Eukaryota; Metazoa; Chordata; Actinopteri; Pleuronectiformes; Pleuronectidae
Gene: sirt2
Product: sirtuin 2 (silent mating type information regulation 2, homolog) 2 (S. cerevisiae)
Exons: 16
Coding region: 147-1298 (383 amino acids)
Molecular function (GO): NAD+ binding; histone deacetylase activity, NAD-dependent
Source: RefSeq, a predicted model, not a curated record